This is a messenger RNA of Sabethes cyaneus, 1993 nucleotides long. Its product is annotated as heat shock 70 kDa protein cognate 4-like. The transcript is spliced from 3 exons. Gene Ontology annotation, biological process: vesicle-mediated transport; protein refolding; cellular response to unfolded protein. Gene Ontology annotation, molecular function: ATP binding; ATP-dependent protein folding chaperone; ATP hydrolysis activity. NCBI's taxonomy places the organism in Eukaryota, Metazoa, Arthropoda, Insecta, Diptera, Culicidae. The record is from RefSeq and is a predicted model, not a curated record. Gene Ontology annotation, cellular component: cytosol; nucleus; cytoplasm. Bases 50 to 1993 code for a protein of 647 amino acids.
GAUACCUAAUUUUUUCACAGUUCAUUGAUUGGAAUUUCAACAAAAAGACAUGGCCAAGGUUCCAGCCAUCGGUAUUGAUCUCGGAACUACCUACUCCUGCGUAGGUGUGUUCCAGCAUGGCAAAGUCGACAUUAUCGCAAACGACCAGGGCAACCGGACUACGCCGUCCUAUGUAGCGUUUACCGACUCCGAGCGAUUGAUCGGAGACGCUGCGAAAAAUCAGGUUGCGAUGAACCCAAAUAAUACUAUUUUCGAUGCUAAACGGUUAAUCGGCCGCAAGUUCGAUGAUCCGACCGUGCAAUCGGACAUGAAACACUGGCCGUUUGACGUGAUUAGCGAUGGCGGUAAACCAAAACUAAAGGUCGAAUAUAAAGGCGAGAAGAAAAGUUUCUUCCCGGAGGAAGUUUCGUCAAUGGUGCUGACUAAAAUGAAGGAAACGGCCGAGGCUUAUCUAGGCAUCAAAAUUGCUAAUGCCGUGAUUACUGUACCGGCCUAUUUUAACGAUUCGCAACGUCAGGCUACGAAGGAUGCCGGCGCAAUCGCUGGACUGAAUGUGCUCCGAAUCAUCAAUGAACCAACGGCUGCGGCUAUUGCAUACGGGCUGGAUAAGAAGGGAGCAGGAGAACGAAAUGUUUUGAUUUUCGACUUGGGUGGUGGUACUUUUGAUGUGUCGGUUUUGACCAUUGAGGAAGGUAUUUUCGAGGUGAAGUCCACCGCCGGUGAUACUCACUUGGGCGGAGAAGAUUUCGAUAACCGAAUGGUAAGCCAUUUCGUGGAGGAAUUCAAAAGAAAACACAAAAAGGAUAUCUCGUCUAACAAGCGUGCUUUGCGUCGUCUACGCACGGCCUGCGAGAGAGCAAAGCGUACCUUGUCAGCCUCCACUCAGGCCAGCAUUGAAAUUGAUUCCCUGUUCGAGGGUAUUGACUUCUACACUUCGAUCACCCGUGCCCGGUUUGAGGAGUUGAACUCUGAUCUGUUCCGUGAUACGAUGGAACCGGUGGCAAAGGCACUUCGUGACGCCAAAAUGGACAAGGGCAACAUUCACGAUAUUGUCUUGGUUGGCGGCUCCACGCGUAUUCCGAAAGUUCAAAAGUUGUUACAAGACUUUUUCAACGGAAAGGAAUUGAACAAAUCAAUCAAUCCUGAUGAAGCUGUUGCCUAUGGUGCUGCAGUACAGGCUGCUAUUCUGCAGGGUGACACUUCUGACGCUGUCCAGGAUCUCCUUUUGUUGGACGUCACGCCCCUGUCGUUAGGAAUUGAAACGGCCGGUGGUGUUAUGACGGUCUUGAUUAAACGUAACACAACGAUCCCGACCAAACAGACUCAAACUUUCACCACCUAUUCGGACAAUCAGCCGGGAGUAUUGAUUCAGGUGUUUGAAGGAGAACGUGCUAUGACAAGAGAUAAUAACUUGCUGGGUAAAUUCGAGCUUAGUGGAAUUCCUCCUGCUCCGAGGGGAGUCCCACAGAUUGAAGUUACGUUCGACAUCGAUGCAAAUGGAAUAAUGAAUGUGUCGGCCAUUGAGAAAUCGACCAACAAGGAAAAUCGCAUAACCAUCACCAACGACAAAGGCCGCUUAAGCAAGGAGGACAUCGACCGAAUGGUGAAUGAAGCGGAAAAGUUCCGAAACGAGGACGAAAAGCAGCGGGAUAAGAUUUCCGCCAAGAAUUCUCUUGAGUCUUAUUGCUUCAACAUGAAAUCCACUAUGGAGGAUGCAAACAUUAAGGACAAAAUACCGGAAACAGAUAAAACGUUGAUUAUGGACAAGUGUAAUGCUACAAUUGCAUGGUUGGAUGGUAAUCAAACGGCCGAAAAAGAAGAGUUCGAACACAAACAGAAAGAGCUGGAAGCCGUCUGCAAUCCGAUCAUUCAGAAGCUGUAUCAAGGUACCGGGGGUAUGCCAGGUGGAGUGCCCGGUGGAAUGCCUGGUGCAGCACCGGGAGCAGGUGGCGCACCUUCAUCGUCCGGACCGACCAUCGAAGAAGUGGAUUAA